AUGAGCUUCUUCAACAAUAUUGGACGAUCCAUGGGAAUUCCCUCUCGGUCCAAGAUGCGGUAUGUGCCACCGCCAUCAUCCUCAUUGGAAAGGCCGUAUGGCACGCCACCCCCUUCGAUGGUUUCAGGAAGUGUCCCAGGAGGAGCAGUCGUCGCUGGAGGAAGUAUGAAUCUGGCAUCUAUGCCGACCAAACCAUUGUACUUGUGUCAACCAUUUGUGCGCAGCACGUUGAUCAAGGGCUCCUUCCGCACCAUUGUCGCACUACCGAAUCUUUGA
This is a messenger RNA of Malassezia globosa CBS 7966, 276 nucleotides long. RefSeq lists its product as uncharacterized. The record is from RefSeq and is a predicted model, not a curated record. The coding region runs from base 1 to 276 and encodes 91 amino acids. The transcript is spliced from 3 exons. Lineage: Eukaryota; Fungi; Basidiomycota; Malasseziomycetes; Malasseziales; Malasseziaceae.